This is a messenger RNA of Plodia interpunctella (Indianmeal moth), 668 nucleotides long. Its product is annotated as succinate dehydrogenase assembly factor 4, mitochondrial-like. Gene Ontology annotation, biological process: mitochondrial respiratory chain complex II assembly. The coding region runs from base 137 to 472 and encodes 111 amino acids. Lineage: Eukaryota; Metazoa; Arthropoda; Insecta; Lepidoptera; Pyralidae. Gene Ontology annotation, cellular component: mitochondrion. The transcript is spliced from 2 exons. The record is from RefSeq and is a predicted model, not a curated record.
AAGAAGUGUCACCCCCCUGAUAUUUUCCAUGCGCAUUUCAAAAUCAAACCACCAAUAAUUAUUAGGUAUAUCUAAAAAUAUCGAAAAUAUUUCAAUUUCCGUUUAUUCUUUUUAAACUGUACUCGUUAGACUAAUUAUGCUACGGUCUAUAAGAGAUCCCAUUAAAUCUAAAGGGAUAAUUGUACAAUAUGUGAUGUCAUAUAAUUAUUCUAAUACACCCAAGGCGGAGGAAACAGAAAAAGAAAAAAAAGAAUCACAAAGGAUGGCUGAAUUCAGAAAAAAAUUAAGGGAAACCACACCAAUUGAUGAUCUAGGUGAACAACCAUUGAUGCAUCCAUCGCAAAAGAGUGAUCCUUACCAACCAUUUCCAGAGAACACUAAUCCUGUUACAGGUGAAGUAGGUGGACCAAGAGGACCCGAACCUACAAGAUAUGGUGAUUGGGAACGAAAAGGAAGAGUGUCUGAUUUUUGAUAAACUAUUUUAUUAUAUAGAUAUCAUUUUGUAUUAUGUGGCCUUCGAGUUUGUCAACUCUUUGAUCUGUCUACUCCUUAUGGGAUAAAUAUGAUACUGUCCCAUAAUGAAGUAAUUUAAAAUGUCUAUAUUACAAAAGUAUGCCGCAUGAUAUAAAUUGAACCAUUAUUAGAUCUCAAUAAAAGUGCAAUAAAUA